Molecule: messenger RNA, 1782 nt
Organism: Condylostylus longicornis
Lineage: Eukaryota; Metazoa; Arthropoda; Insecta; Diptera; Dolichopodidae
Gene: GluRS-m
Product: probable glutamate--tRNA ligase, mitochondrial
Exons: 8
Coding region: 160-1689 (509 amino acids)
Biological process (GO): glutamyl-tRNA aminoacylation
Molecular function (GO): tRNA binding; glutamate-tRNA ligase activity; zinc ion binding
Source: RefSeq, a predicted model, not a curated record
GCAUAAAUAAAAAAAUCGAAAAAACCAGGUUAUAUCUAAAACAAAAUUACUUACACAUAAACUUUUUUUAUAUAAAUGUACAUAUUUUGUUUUAAUAUUUCUAAAUAAUAAAAAAGUAAAAAAGAUUAUCAAUUCAAAAUUCGAGUUUAUUAUUAAAAAAUGUCAAUUAAAUCCGUGAUAAAUAAAAAAAUUUGGUCUAUAUUCAUAAGAAGAUGCCAUACACAAAAAGAAAUUCGCGUUAGAUUUGCACCUAGUCCAACAGGAUAUUUACAUCUUGGUGGGUUGAGAACUGCUUUUUACAAUUUCUUAUUUGCAAAAAAACAUAAUGGUAAAUUUAUUCUCAGAAUUGAAGAUACUGAUCAAAGUAGGCUAGUCAAGGAUGCUACUGAAAAAUUGGUAGACGAUUUACAAUGGUGUGGACUUAAAAUAGACGAAGGUCCCUUUUUUAGUAGCAAAUAUGGACCUUAUAAACAAAGCGAACGAUUAAGCCUGUAUCGAAAGGAAGUGAAAAAAUUAUUAGAAAAUGGGAAUGCAUAUUAUUGUUUCUGUUCUGAAAAACGAUUAGAACUAUUACGAAAAGAUGCAAUACGUAGUAGGCAAAUCGCUAAAUAUGAUAAUAAAUGCCGUCAUUUAACUCCAGUCGAAAUAGCAGAAAAAUUAACUAAAAGUAAUCAGUUUUGCAUCAGAUUUAAAUUACAUGCGGAUAUAAAAUCGUUCAAAGAUAUAAUAUAUGGAGAUAUUUUUUACGAUGUGACACAAAAUGAAGGAGAUCCUAUUAUUAUAAAAUCAGACGGAUUUCCCACUUACCAUUUCGCAAAUGUAGUUGACGACCAUCAUAUGAAAAUCUCUCAUGUUUUUCGUGGAGUAGAAUGGCAAAUUUCGACUACAAAACAUCUUCAGCUUUAUAAAGCAUUUAAUUGGGAACCACCACAAUUUGGUCAUUUACCUCUGCUGAUUAAUUCAGAUGGAACAAAAUUAAGUAAACGACAGGGAGAUAUUAGAAUUAGUCAAUAUCGCGAAAACGGUAUAUUACCUAUGGCAUUAAUUAAUUAUAUUUGUGCAGCUGGUGGUGGUUUUAAAAGAGUCCAGGGAAUAAGUCCGUGUUUAUAUACUUUUGAGGAAUUAACUAAACAGUUUGAAAUUAAAAACGUAAAUUCACAUCCAAGUAAAUUGAACCCAACUUUAUUGGAAGAUUAUAAUCGUCUUGAAAUUAUUCGUUUGAUGGAAGAUCCUGCAACAAAAAAUGAACUUGUAAGUGAUGUGCGAGAAAUCAUUUUACAGAAGUAUCCUAAUAUAAAAAAUAGUUUGGAAGUUGAUCGACAACACAUUGAAAAAGUUUUAAAUUGGUGCUCCAAUCGUAUAUUUAGGUUACACGAUUUAGUUAAAGAUGAUUUAGCCUUUCUUUGGAUAAAACCACAUGGGGAAGUAGAGAUUGAUUUCAGUCAGGACAAAUUGGAAGAUCUCAUUUUUAAAUUGGAAGAUGUACAAUUUAAAAAAGAAGAAAUUUAUCAAACCCUAAAAGCUUUUUCAAAAGAAAAUGACAUUAAAUUUUCCAAGAUGAUGAGAACACUGCGAUCCACUUUAACUGGUUUAAGUGAUGGACCUGGAGUAGCCGAAAUGAUGGAAAUAUUAGGAAAAGAAACAUCAAUUAAACGGCUGACUCGCCUGAAAACUGUAAAUACUAAAUAAAUUACCUAGUACUUUAUUCUUUUAAUGUUUUAAAUAAGGUGAAGAGUAUCCUAAAAAAUUAGAAAUUAAAAUUAAAAAGAUCAUUUUUUAUUA